Messenger RNA from Geodia barretti, 1058 nucleotides. Lineage: Eukaryota; Metazoa; Porifera; Demospongiae; Tetractinellida; Geodiidae. The record is from the annotation of a GenBank genome assembly.
AAGGGGAAUGUGGUAAUUGGGGGUAAAAAUGAUUGUGAAUUGGGGUAUUAAUGUUGGGGUAAGGGGAAUGAAUGGACCAAACAGAGAGAAGGAGAAACCCACACACUUCAUCAGCAUCCCUCUCACUGUGCCCCACAUCAGAGACAGAGUCUCGCUGUUCAAAUCUUCUGUACUGGACUCCUGCAGAAGAGAGAGAGGGAUUUGUGAAGAUGUGUUCCAGCUACCUGAGAAGUUCCACCUCACUGUCGGAGUCCUGCGGAUUUUCUCUGAAGAAGAAGAGGAGAGAGGGAUUUGUGAAGAUGUGUUCCAGCUACCUGAGAAGUUCCACCUCACUGUCGGAGUCCUGCGGAUUUUCUCUGAAGAAGAAGAGGAGAGAGGGAUUUGUGAAGAUGUGUUCCAGCUACCUGAGAAGUUCCACCUCACUGUCGGAGUCCUGCGGAUUUUCUCUGAAGAAGAAGAGGAGAAGGAAAAAGCAGUGGUGAAGGAAGCUAUUGCAAUGGCCAAGUUAACAAGAUUGAGAAUUUGUUGUGCUCAUAGCCCUUCUAGUUUGUGUCAGCAGAGUUGUACUGGGCAGUGAGUCCUAGUAAUUGGGGUAAGAGGAAUGUAAGGUUAAUUGGGCAUCAAUACUUGGGGUAAAAAUAAUAAUUGUAAUUGGGUUAAGGUAGAAUGUUUGUAAUUGGGGUAAGAGGAAUGUGGUAAUUGGGGUAGAUAAUGUUGGCGUAAGGGGAAUGUGGUAUUUGGGGUUAAAAUAAUUGAUAAUAUGGUAAUUGGGGUAGAUAAUGUUGGAUGUUGGGGUAAGGGGAAUGUGGUAAUUGGGGUUAAAAUAAUUGAUAAUGUGGUAAUUGGGGUAAGGGGAAUGUGGUAAUUGGGGUUAAAAUAAUUGAUAAUGUGGUAAUUGGGGUAGAUAAUGUUGGGGUAAGGGGAAUGAGGUAAUUGGGGUAAAAAUAAUGCUUGUAAUUGGGAUAAGAGGAAUGUGGUAAUUGGGAUAGAUAAUGAUUGUGAAUUGGGGUAGAUAAUGUUGGGGUAAGAGGAAUGUGGUAAUUGGGGUAGAAUAAUGU